AUGGCGCUCUUCCACGUCGCGCGGUACGCGGGCCCCGAGGCGGCCGGGGCGGAGGCCGAGGCGGACGGCCGGGCGCGCGCGCUGCUGGAGCGGCUGCAGUGCCGUGCCCGAGAGCGGCAGCAGCAAAAGCAGCCGCAACAGCAGGAGGCCGCGCGGACGUCGGAGGCGGCGGGGCGGCGGCGGCGGCGGCCGCGCAGACCGCGGAGGCGCGAGGGCGGCGGGGCGCCGGGGAGCCCGCACAGGCCGCGGGGGAAGCGGCGGAAAGCGGACGGCGAGGACGAGAACGCAGGUGGGGCCGGGCGGGGGCGCGGCCGUGGGACCCGGGUCCGCGGGGGGCUGACGCGCCGCCCUGGCCCGCUUUGCCGCGCAGGGAGCAGCGAAGAGGCGCCCGGAGAGAGCGGCGCGGACGCCGAGGGCGCGGGGCCGCCGGAGGACCCAGGCGGACGGCCCCCCGGAGAGGCGUCGGGGACUCCAGCCCAGGCCCUGCUGCUCGGGGGCUUUAGGAGAAGCAGAGCGCCAAAGGUCCAGCCUUUCCUGCCAUCAUGGUUGGCUGAGCCAAGCUGUGUUGGAAAGAGUGUCACUGAAGAUUUGGUGCCUAUCGAGGACAUCCCUGAAGUCCACCCUGACAUGCAGAAGAAACUGCGGGCUCAUGGCAUAUCGUCCUACUUCCCAGUCCAGGCAGCAGUGAUUCCUGCCCUCCUGGAGAGCACAGCCGACGGGUUUCUGGUGGCCAGAGGUGGCUACCGGCCCAGUGACCUUUGUGUCUCUGCCCCAACGGGCAGUGGGAAGACUUUGGCCUUUGUCAUUCCGGUGGUACAGGCCCUGCUACGUCGAGCUGUUUGCCGGGUCCGUGCUUUGGUUGUGCUGCCCACCAAGGAGCUGGCCCAGCAGGUGAGCAAAGUGUUCAACAUCUACACAGAUGCCACUCCUCUGCGUGUCGCCCUGAUCACUGGGCAAAAGUCACUGAUCAAGGAGCAGGAGAGUCUCGUCCAGAAGACAGCAGACGGCUUCCGCUGCUUGGCUGACGUGGUGGUGGCCACUCCUGGCCGCCUGGUGGACCACAUCGACCAGACACCAGGAUUCAGCCUCCAGCACCUCCGCUUCCUGGUCAUCGAUGAGGCUGACCGCAUGAUAGACAGCAUGCACCAGUCCUGGCUGCCCCGGGUGGUGGAGGCGGCCUUCCCGAGUGAUGGUGCUAAGGACCCCUUUGCUCUGCUGCAGAGGAGGCAACCCCGGGCCACCACUGCCGCCAGUAUUUCUUGUCCUCAGAUGCCGCUGCAGAAGCUGCUCUUCUCGGCCACCUUGACGCAGAAUCCUGAGAAGCUGCAGCAGCUGGGCCUCUACCAGCCCCGGCUCUUCUCCACGGGGCUGAUGUACAGGGGCCCCAGAGACACUGAUGAGGACGGGGACUCCGGCGGGAAGUACACCUUCCCCGCAGGGCUCUCGCACCACUAUGUGCCCUGCAGCCUCCGCACUAAGCCACUGGCCAUCCUGCAUCUGAUCCUGGAGAAGAAUUUCUCCAGGGUCCUCUGCUUCACCAACUCCCGCGAGAACUCGCACAGGCUCUUCCUGCUCGUCCAGGCUUUUGGAGGUGUGACCGUGGCUGAAUUCUCCUCCCGCUGCGGGCCUGGCCAGAGGAAGGCGGUCUUGAAGCAGUUUGAGCAGGGCAAGAUUCAGCUCCUCAUCAGCACAGACGCCACCGCUAGAGGCAUUGACGUGCAGGGUGUGCAGCUGGUCGUCAACUAUGAUGCCCCUCAAUACCUGCGUACCUACGUGCAUCGGGUCGGAAGAACCGCCCGCGCUGGAAAAACUGGACAGGCCUUCACGCUGCUCCUCCAAGUGCAGGAGAGGAGGUUCCUCCGCAUGCUAGCUGAAGCUGGGGUGCCAGAGAUGGCACGGCACAACAUCCCCAGCGAGCUCCUGCAGCCGCUGGUCCCGCGGUACGAGGCAGCCUUGUCCCAGCUGGAGCGAGCUGUCAAGGAAGAGCGAAGGCAGAAGGCGCCCUGA
Messenger RNA from Odobenus rosmarus divergens (Pacific walrus), 2007 nucleotides. It is a transcript of the gene DDX51, whose product is annotated as DEAD (Asp-Glu-Ala-Asp) box polypeptide 51. The record is from RefSeq and is a predicted model, not a curated record. Gene Ontology annotation, molecular function: ATP binding; nucleic acid binding. Gene Ontology annotation, cellular component: nucleus. NCBI's taxonomy places the organism in Eukaryota, Metazoa, Chordata, Mammalia, Carnivora, Odobenidae.